AUAUAUAUAGAUGUUGUUGUAAAGAAUCUCACUAUCUUGGCUCCACUUGAAUCUCCAAAUACAGACGGAGUCGAUCCAGAUUCAUCCAAUGAUGUUUGCAUAGAGGACUGCUAUAUAGUGACAGGAGAUGAUCUUGUUUCCAUAAAAAGCGGAUGGGAUGAGUAUGGAAUAUCGUAUGCACGUCCAAGCACUAGGAUCAAGAUCAGCCGUUUGACCGGGCAAACUACUUCCAGUUCAGGCAUCGCCAUUGGAAGCGAAAUGUCAGGGGGAGUGUCCGAAAUCCACGUAGAAGACGUACAUUUAUACAACUCAAAGACAGGUAUAAGAAUCAAGACAUCCCCGGGGAGAGGAGGAUAUGUAAGGAACGUUUACGUAUCGAACGUGAAGCUGGAGAAUGUAAGUAUCGCCAUUCGGUUCACGGGGCAAUACGGGGAACACCCAGAUGGAAAAUACGACCCGAAAGCCUUUCCCUUGAUCGAAAAGAUCACGUUUGAGAAUUUUACAGGGGACAGCAUCGGAGUUGCAGGUCUCUUUCAAGGUAUCGAGGGAGAUGAGUUCAAGAAUAUCUGUCUGGUUAAUGUUUCUCUGCAAGUGAAGAGCUCGAGGAAAUCGCCAUGGAAGUGCUCGUAUGUUCGAGGGUAUUCUCAGUGGGUUUCGCCUGACAUCACUUGCGAUCCUCUGCAAGAAACCAUAUUUCCUGAUCAUAGUUCAGACUGUUACGGUCUUAAGAAUGUUCUCCAGAGAUCGGGCAGCCAAAGCAGAAGAUCCUGGUUGCUGUCUUGGUAAGUACAAGAACCACUUGCUUGGUUGUGAAGAAAUCAAUUCUCCUUUCUUUCUUUUUCUUUUCCGUGAAGGAUUUCGAUUUUAGAGAUGGGAAAUUUUUUAUUCUUGGGUUGAUGAAUUUUGUUUUUUCUUUUUCUUUUUUCCCUAUUUUUCUGUAAUUCUGUAUGCAGUGAAGAAAAUAAUCCGAGUGAUUUCCCAUAUGUGAGGAUUUUUUUUUUAUUUUGGAAACAGUUUUUAUGGAUU
Tarenaya hassleriana is the source of this 1026-nucleotide messenger RNA. Its product is annotated as probable polygalacturonase. Gene Ontology annotation, molecular function: polygalacturonase activity. Gene Ontology annotation, biological process: carbohydrate metabolic process. Lineage: Eukaryota; Viridiplantae; Streptophyta; Magnoliopsida; Brassicales; Cleomaceae. The annotation marks the transcript as partial. The transcript has 2 exons. The record is from RefSeq and is a predicted model, not a curated record.